GAGGCCUUGAUAUCGAGGCACCAAUAAGGGAUUGUGGUUAGCCGGAGAUAGUUCCUACGCGCCCGAUCCGAUGCGUCUGAUGAUGCGUCCGAGCAUCACUCUUCCAACUUACCUCCUUUCAAUUCAUCAAACGCCAUGUCCAAUUGACUGCUUGUGUUUCUUCGCUCAGUUUCAAUGCGUAAUUAAUGCAAUGGACGUUGCAUCUCAAUCUUCUCGCGCGGAGUUGAACCCGUGCUACGCGAUAGGGGGGAGCUCCAGGCCAGAACCGCAAAUCUCCGACAAACUUCCCUCCUUAGGUCGAAGUAGGCAAGGAGCCAAGUACCUAAACUCUGUCGUGUGUCGUCCUGAUAUGCCGCUUCUGAGCGCCGGUCCAGUCCGGCCUUUCAGUAUAUUCUACUUCCUCGAAAUAUUCGAAGCCACGGUUACAUUGCGUCACUGUCUCAGAGCAGGUUCCGCUUGAGAUAGCGAAUCGAUGUGACCGGAGUGUCGAGCAGCGGUGAAGAUAUUCUCUCAGCUACGGAGGCAUCGUCAGGUGAUAUAUCUGUAUAUCCUCACUAGGACCAUCAUCGCCGGAUCAUCGCCGGAUGGGG
This is a messenger RNA of Eremomyces bilateralis CBS 781.70, 590 nucleotides long. RefSeq lists its product as uncharacterized. The coding region runs from base 71 to 460 and encodes 129 amino acids. The transcript has a single exon. NCBI's taxonomy places the organism in Eukaryota, Fungi, Ascomycota, Dothideomycetes, Eremomycetales, Eremomycetaceae. The record is from RefSeq and is a predicted model, not a curated record.